Mya arenaria is the source of this 804-nucleotide messenger RNA. Its product is annotated as protein Hook homolog 3-like. Lineage: Eukaryota; Metazoa; Mollusca; Bivalvia; Myida; Myidae. Bases 69 to 575 code for a protein of 168 amino acids. Gene Ontology annotation, cellular component: centrosome; cytoplasm. The record is from RefSeq and is a predicted model, not a curated record. The transcript is spliced from 6 exons. Gene Ontology annotation, biological process: cytoplasmic microtubule organization; cytoskeleton-dependent intracellular transport. Gene Ontology annotation, molecular function: microtubule binding; dynein light intermediate chain binding.
AUCUCCCUUGUCAAUUACAGCUUGCAACUUGUCAAAAUAGUUUUUGAAAUGAUUUAAAUACCAAAAGAAUGGACAGAGAAGUUCUUUGCGAAAGUUUAAUUGUCUGGUUGGAGACAUUUAAUCUGGAUGUUCCUCACGGCAACACAGAAGAGCUCAGUGAUGGAAUUGCGAUGUCAAAGGUGCUGCAUCAAAUUGCCCCUGACUAUUUCACGGACUCAUGGCUGAGCAGGGUAAAAACAGAGGAUGUGACCAACUGGAGAUUGAAGGUUUCCAACCUGAAGAAAAUCCUCAAGGGCAUCCUUGAGUACAAUAUUGAGAUCCUGGGUAUACAGAUCCAUGACUUUCAGAUGCCGGAUGUGAAUGCUAUAGGUGAGAGCAGUAACCAUAUAGAGCUUGGGCGGCUGUUACAGCUGAUCCUUGGUUGUGCCGUAAACUGCACAGAAAAACAGGAGUACAUUCAGCGGAUUAUGUCAAUGGAAGAAUCUGUUCAACACGCCGUCAUGACUGCAAUUCAAGAGCUGAUGACCAAAGAAAUUGCCACAGAUGUGGACUCAGAAGUGGGAGAACAGGUAUGACUUUCUGUUUGGUUAUUUUUGUAUUGUACACACCAAUCUAUCGAUUUACUCGAAGAAAACACAUAUUCCUGUACAAAAUCAUUCAUGCGAAACGGUAGGUGCUUUAGUUCCUCAUGCACGGCAUGGUGGUUGUCGAGACUAGGUGCCUCGCUGUAAUUGCCGCAGCAGGUGGACAUACAAAGUAUUAAAACAAAAUCAAAUACAACGUGAUUUAAUCUUACAGUUUUUA